Molecule: messenger RNA, 2015 nt
Organism: Nicotiana tabacum (common tobacco)
Lineage: Eukaryota; Viridiplantae; Streptophyta; Magnoliopsida; Solanales; Solanaceae
Source: RefSeq, a predicted model, not a curated record
AGUGCUGAUCAUGAAUGAUAAGAUACAUAUUCCUGUGACUCUCCUCCAUAUACCUCCUUACCCUCAAUCGUUUUUCUCUCUCUUUCAUAAAUUCACUUAAAUAAUUAAGUUUCAUAUUUUUAGCUGAUUCAAGAAAGUUGACUUCUUCCCAACAAUCACAGGUUUUCCGAGAAAUUUUCCUAAGAGUAUGUUGUGGCUUAGAUGUGCAGAACAACUAUUUCGAGGGUCGUGCUGAUUUGUGAACAUGGAAAUGGAGAAAACAUGUGAAUUUUGCAUGUUAUUGAAGCCAGUGGUGUAUUGUGAGUCUGAUGCAGCACACCUUUGCCUUUCCUGUGAUGCUAAAGUUCAUUCAGCUAAUGCCCUUUCUAUUCGGCAUCCUCGCACCCUUGUCUGCGAGCCUUGUGGAUACAACCUAGCUUAUAUUCGAUGUUCGGAUCAUCAAAUGUUCAUGUGUCGUGACUGUGACUGCCGCCAUCACGACCUCUCUUCUCAACACCAGAGAAAAGUGAUCACUAGUUAUAUGGGGUGUCCUUCUGCCAAGGAUUUGGCAGCAUUGUGGGGUUUCGGCUUGAAAGAUUUGGAAAAUACUACUCCACCAGAUAAGUUCAUCUCAACAUCAAAUGGAACGGUAAAUGGAGCCAAGGUCAAUCCAAAAAUUGUCAAACGGUCUCACUCAGCUGGGGGCUCUUCCUUGGCUACUGAACUCGACUUCAGAGGUCCAAUUGUCUCUGCAGAAGCAGAAGUCGGAUCAACUAGUAACCACACUAAGACGUUAUACUUGCAUAAACGGCGGGAGAGCACUUCUUUCAUUCUACAACAGAUUCUUGACUUGGAAAGACUUCAGCUGACAGAGGGCAGUAACAAUUUAACAAGCGGAGAAAGUCAAAAUAAUGUUUCUUCAUUCAAGAAUGGUACUUCAUGGAAUAUGCAUAGUAAAUCUGAUCGCUUGCAGAAUUCUCUUGAUCUUGGCCCUGAACUUCAGGAUUGGGGCACUACUCAUGAAAGUCCAGCUGCUGAAUCUUUUCCAUUACCGAUGCCAGAUGGAGAUUCGUUUUGGGAAUGUAAAAGUCCAGUUCAGAGUAGUCAGCUUUGGCCUCAAAAUCUACAAGAACUAGGACCUUAUGCUGAAGAAGGACGUUUUGACAAUUCCAACAUGCCUGAUGUUGAUUUGACCUUCCAAAAUUUUGAAGAACUCUUUGGCGAGGAGCAAGAUCUGAACAACACAUUGCUUAAUGAGGAGGAUAUGACAUGCUCCUCUAUGGAGAAUUAUUCUUCGAUGGAUAAAUCAGAUCAUAGCUACGUCAAGAAGGUUGAGGAUAUAUCAAAAGCUUCAUCAAUCUGCAAAAGACGGCCAACUCACUUCAGCCAAAGCCAUGUUACCUCUGAUGAACACAUUCCCACAAUCAAGGAUUGUCCUCCACCAAUUCGAACAAAUUUUUCAUCGUUGUCCUUCUCAGCAUCAAGGCUGAGCAGUGAAAGCAGUGGUAAUGAGUACGUGGAUUCACCCGCUUCCAACGAGCAGGAGGUUUCAUAUAAUUCACAGUUGGACAGUAAAGAGAAUCAAUUAGCAAUGCACAAAGAAAAGAAGAAGGCUCGGCUUUCUGUAUUCAGGUUUGAGAAACAAGCUCGGAAUACACCUCGAAGAGCCAGGACUAAUUUAAAAAAGCAUCCAAUAAAAGGGAGGAUCCUAAAGGUGGACAGAUAUGAAUCUGAUGCAGUUAGUUUGUCUCGAAGCUUUUAAAGUUGCCCUGGUUGAAUGUGUGCGACUCGUGUACAUACCAUCAAGCAUCGCUCAGUAACUCAAGACAUCGUUCUGAGCAUCUGUUGUAUGUCCGCUCCUGUUAAUUGUUUCUUCGUUACCUUAGUGUAAAGCCUAAUUUUGUGUUCUAACAGAAAUGAGCUACAUUUAUGCUGGCUUUUAUGUUUGCUGUUAUCAUUCAACUCUUUCUGUGUCUUAUGCUCUUCAGAAGCAACACAAUGGAGAUAAAGUGAUUAAACAAGAUUUGUUUUCUGAA